GUCCGGGGGAAGGAUUUUUACGGCGGACUCGUGUCCGGGGCCGCCUGGGAGUGUGGAGCCGAGGCAAAGGCGGGCGGCGGCGGUGAGGGGGGGGGAGAGAGAGAGAGCGAGGCGGAGGGAAGGUUUUGAGUGGACACCUCCAAGAUGGACGCCGAAGCCCUUCUGGAAGCUCUGGCAGAUUUCGAGAAGAAAUCCAAGAAGGAAGUGUCGGCGGUCCUGGACCAGUUUCUUUGUCAUGUCGCAAAGACGGGAGAGACCUUGAUUCCUUGGUCACAGUUUAAAAGCUACUUUAUGUUCAAGUUGGAGAAGGUGAUGGAUGACUUCAGAGCCUCUGCCCCAGAACCUAGAGGUCCUCCAAAUCCAAAUGUGGAAUAUGUCCCCUACGAAGAGAUGAAGGACCGAAUCCUUAAAAUUGUUAAUGGAUUUGCCGGUAUUCCCUUCACUAUCCAGCGUUUAUGCGAGCUACUUACAGAUCCGAAGAAGAAUUAUACUGGGACAGACAAGUUUCUUAGGGGUGUUGAGAAGAAUGUUAUGGUUGUCAGCUGUGUCUAUCCCUCUACAGAGAAAUGCAACUUUGGCUCGAAUAGUUUGAACCGGGUGAACGGCAUUAUGCUAUCAGGGAGUCAUACCAGUUACACAGACAGGUCGAAUAUAAAUGGUCCUGGCACCCCGAGGCCACUGAGUCGUUCAAAAGUUUCUUUAUCAAGUGUUCUUACAACAAACGGUUUGCUGGACAGCCCUGAAAGUCGAGAAAUAAGUGUGCAAAAGACGGAAGAAAAAUUGCACGACGAAUCGCCAACCCCUCACGGUGAAGACUCUCCAACCAGCUGUUCAAAAAACAAGCAUUUAGAGGAUGACACGAUGGAGGCUGAUGCCCCUGAGGUGAAACGACUGAAAUUUGACAAGGAGAGCGAGGAGGAAGCUCCGCCCGCCCUCGCUGAGAGUUCCUCGGAAAUGCCUGAAGAAGCCGAGAAUGCCGCAAAGCAGGAGGAAACCAAAGAGCCGAGUGAAUGGGCUGAGCAGCCUAGCGCAGAUAAGACAGAGGCCCCUAGCUCGCCGGUGAAGACCACCACACUGGAGUCGGAAGAAAAAGGUGUCGAGGUUUCAUUCGAAAACGUAGAAACUUCGGAGGAAAACAACCAAAUGGACCAAUCUGAGCCAACCAAGACAUUAACUUCUGAGGAGAGUGAAAUCAGUGAAAGCACUGACGCGGUUAGUAACAGUGCGGGCUGCAGUGCUGCAGAGGAACCAGGGACAUCUGCUAAAACUCCCGACGACUUACCUUCCGAGAGUCCAAUGGAGAAUAGCACAGAUGUCACAGAAGAACCGAUGGAACAGGACUAAAUAAAAGAUAUCUGGGCAGUAUUUUCCAUAAAGCUCUGAUUUUACACUGUAUAAAAUUUUAUGUAACAAAGCAGACCUUUGUUUUCCAGAAGGAGUUUUCGGGAAAAAAAAACUUCUCUGAGAAAUGUCUGGAAGAGUUGUUAGAUAAGAACUGUGAAAGCAGCUCCUUCAGGGCUCAUCUACCUACCGCUGACUUUUUUUUUGUUCAGUCAAAUCAGUGGUUUAUGUAUAGAUUUUUAUUUAGAGAGAGAGUUUUUUAAACUGGAAAGUAAAAUUAUAAAUGUCAACUUGUUUGCAGUUCAUCAGAGUAGGACAUUUACCAUAGGUUGUUUGUUCUUGUUGUUUUCAAAUAUCUUUGGUGAAAAAAUAAUUAAUUUCCUACUUGGUCACUGUUUCAACAUUCUACAUGUAAUUCAAACACUGCUGGAACGAACACCAAGUUUAAAAACACAUUCCAGGAAAAACUCAAAACUUCUACACCACUUUCAUAUACUUCUGAGGUGCCUGUGUGAGUAAACGUUAAUCAAAAGGGAGCCUGUGGUUUGUUGUCGAAUCGAAACUCAGCAAUGUUUGGGACUCAUUUCAAGAUUUACUUUGGUCGUAGAACGGAUGCUUUUUUUUAGAUUGAGUGUUGAAGCAAACAGCAAAAAGUGGGAGUUACUCGCUCAGUUUAUAUCCAGUGGUUAUAACAUUGUGAAGAUUUGAGCGUGUUUCCUUCCAGAUUACAUUUUUUUUGUAGCAUUGCAGACAGCGUGGGUACAGUACACCACUGACUGCAUUAGAGAACCAUUGCGAUUUAGCCAUUUAAUUCGUUCACACAACCAAAUCUUAGUACUGGCAAUGCAAUUUUUGAGGGUACAUUGAACCACCAUAAUUUGUACAAAAUUUUGAAAUGAUUAAGAUAGAUGUAUGUUGACAGCCAGUGGUCGUACAUUUUUGGAGACAAGUACGCAAAGCACAAAUUUUGCUCUGCAAUCCUGACGUUUUCUGAUAUCCAUCCAGCUUGUAUAUUCAGAGUCCUUUAAACUUAACUUUCAGUCACAAUUACUGGCUGCCAAGUUUGUACUCGUUUCUGGCAACUGUACUUUUUGAUAUUUAGAAUUUUUAAAUUUCUGUAAGUAGAUUUUGUAGAUUGUAAUUGUUCACUGCCUUUGUGAAACGUUAUAUAAUUGUAUAAUUUCUGUGUGUAAACUGAAUGCUUUGGCUUUCAAUACAGUAUUCAUAUAAAGCAAUAAAUGUUAUAUCUGGACACGAUGAGUCUGGAGGUACGCUCCAGUUCCAGUUGGCAAAAAUUUGCACAGGUUUGCCAGAGGCCAUAUGACUGCACGUAACUGACAAUCGGCAAGAUUGACGGUUUUGUUUUUUCCUGUGAAUGUCGUGUUUCGCACUUGUGAAUACUCUAAUAUACUUUUGUGGGAUCUUAAAAUUCACUUUCUUAUGAGAGAACUAACCAACUUCAUUCUAACUGGUAUGUAAAGUUUUUAAAAAGGAUGCAUUAGUGCUGUAACAAUGUUUUUUUUCUUCAGUGCUAUGCUUGGGAAGAAUAUGCAUCUAAAUUGCUAAUUAAACAACAAUUUUCAUAAGUUUUUACCAAUCUGACCAGCAAGAAUGUUUUUGAAUCGCGAUGCUUUUUAAAGUUGUGAUGUUCACUCAUAGUUUUACCAGCGGAAGUGGUGGGCAUUUCCAUAAUUCCUCUACUAAGUUUAACUCUUAAAUGUACGGUUUGGUUAAGUGUUGGUACGUUUGGGGAGAGAAUGGCGGAUGCAAUAUUGCCUUGGGUAAUUCUUUGUAGCUCUCUUGUUUGCUUGCUUUAAUCAUGCUUACAAUAAGGUGAAAUCUGAUUCAGUUAAGUAGCAGACCUGAGUCUCAUCUUUGAGGACUUCAGAUAAAGAAAAUGAAGACAUAAGAUACAUCAAAAAUGUUUGGGUGAAAUGUUUAAAAAGUUGUGAUUUCUCCCACUUAACUUCAUAUUUUGAAACUGGCACGUUUGUCAUUCUACAUAUGGUAUGUAGAAACUUCAACUUUCUACAGUGAUAUCAUUUUUGUCAAAUAGGUUUUCCAUCAGGUUUAAAUGUUUAUGUUUAAAUUCACAGAUUUGCAAUAGUUUGUUUUGAUGACGCUAAAAUGUUUGCUGCUUUAUGAUGAGCUCUGUAACUUAAAUUGUUCAUGUUCUCAGACUUGUUAAUGUAAUCAUUACGAGCAAA
Messenger RNA from Callorhinchus milii (elephant shark), 3548 nucleotides. RefSeq names its product serine/threonine-protein phosphatase 4 regulatory subunit 2. Gene Ontology annotation, cellular component: cytoplasm; nucleus; protein phosphatase 4 complex. Gene Ontology annotation, molecular function: protein phosphatase regulator activity. Lineage: Eukaryota; Metazoa; Chordata; Chondrichthyes; Chimaeriformes; Callorhinchidae. The record is from RefSeq and is a predicted model, not a curated record. The transcript has 9 exons. Bases 145 to 1344 code for a protein of 399 amino acids. Gene Ontology annotation, biological process: protein dephosphorylation.